AUGGGGCCUGGAGGGGGAGAGGAGGACGAGGGUGUCCCGGGGUGUGAGGAGGGUGAGGGGGCUGUCUACGAGUGCCUGGGGGUGGGGGGGGAGGAUGGCCCGGUGCCCCCCGCACCCGCCAGCACCCAGGUGUCCCCCCCACGCGCCGUGCACGGGACGGCCGAUUACGCCUGUGUCCGGAAGGUGAAGAAGGGGAUGCCCGUGGAGGUGCAGGAUGGGGCUGUGACGGGGCCCCCCGCAGCCCCGCAGUGCUGGGAGGGGGCGGGCGAUGCCCCCCGGGUGAAGCUGGAAGAGAUGUACUCAACGGUGUGCAAAGCCACCAAGAAGAAAACCCAAGUCCCUGCAUCGUCCCCCAGGGCCGCGAGGGAGGUGGGUGCCAGGCGGCCGCCCCCCCGCCGGGAGGAGGGUGCUCUGGCUGGGUGCUGGCCCCCAGCAGCCCAAGGCCCCCCAGACCCCUGCUACGAGUCCAUCAACGACAGAGCCUGGACUGCUCAGGGCCGCAGCCCCGACCCGGACUACGAGGCCGUAGACGUUAACUGGAAGAAGGCGGCGAAACGGGACAGGCCGGGGAAGGCGGGUGCCCCCGAGAACCUCUACGAAAGCGUCGGUGACGUCUGGGCGGGGGGGUCCCGGCGAACCUCUGCCAGGACGGCGGCCAACGGCCUGGAGGUGUACAUCACCAACCUCUAGCAGCCCCGGGGAGCUGGGCGGGGGUUCCCUGCAAGCGCUUUCUGUAUAUAUGUUGUUACUUUUCUUUAAGUGUCCUUGUCCCCCGUGCCCCCGAGAGGGGCAGUUUGUGGGUGCUGGGUGCCACGGGGGAGCCCAGUGGGACUGGACUGGCGCUGCCACCAAGAUGGGAGAACCAGGUUGGGACUGGUCGUGUUUUGGGGCACCCCCGUGGCUCUAGGGUGCAGGAUCAGGCCCGUCGCCAGCAGGACUGUGCCGUGAGCGAGGGUCUCCGUCCUCCUGCCUCUGCCUGGGGGAGCGCAGGGCCCUGUCCAGCCUCAGGAAUCCCCGAGCAGCUUCGCUCCCAUCACUGAGUGUUGCCGAGGCUGGUUCGGGGGCCAGCGUGGCAGCUCUGGCUGUGACCAGGCGCCAGCCAUGUGCCUUGGGACAAAUCAGCGUGGGCCACGGGCUCUGCUCCGGGACGGCUGCCGGUCCCUCCUCACCCCCUCCCACCUUUCAGAU
This is a messenger RNA of Athene cunicularia (burrowing owl), 1188 nucleotides long. RefSeq lists its product as uncharacterized. The transcript is spliced from 3 exons. Gene Ontology annotation, biological process: negative regulation of T cell activation; intracellular signal transduction. Lineage: Eukaryota; Metazoa; Chordata; Aves; Strigiformes; Strigidae. The record is from RefSeq and is a predicted model, not a curated record. The coding region runs from base 1 to 690 and encodes 229 amino acids. Gene Ontology annotation, cellular component: plasma membrane; membrane raft.